This is a messenger RNA of Cavenderia fasciculata, 1734 nucleotides long. RefSeq lists its product as uncharacterized. The coding region runs from base 1 to 1734 and encodes 577 amino acids. Gene Ontology annotation, biological process: endosomal transport. NCBI's taxonomy places the organism in Eukaryota, Evosea, Eumycetozoa, Acytosteliales, Cavenderiaceae. Gene Ontology annotation, cellular component: late endosome; cytosol; lysosome. The transcript has 3 exons. The record is from RefSeq and is a predicted model, not a curated record.
AUGUGUACAUUAAGAGGAAUAUGGAUAUUAAAAGAACAUAAUAAUGGGAUAGAUGUAGUAUUUUCAAAGAGGAUUAAUACGGUAGAGGUGAGGGUUAGAUUGAUAGCAGGAUCAAACUAUAUACCUAUACCAAAUGACAAUGAAUUGUUACGUCAAUUCUCAUUAGAGAUAUUGUAUCCUCAAAAGUUAUCAAAAGAAGUUAAUCCAAUCUCUCAACAUCAACAACAUCAAUCAUCAUUUAAUCAUCAUUCUUUUCAAUCACAACAGUCAUCACCAUCAAUCAUUCAACAACAAGUAUCAGCAUUGAAAUCAUAUCAAGCUACACCCAAUACACAUAUAGUAUCAUUGUUUCAAGAUAGAUUGUGGCCCAUCAUCUAUCUAAAAAAGAAAAAUUAUUACUUUCUUACUAUUCCCGUCAUUGAAGAAUAUUUAUUAUCAUCAAAUCAUAAACCUUCUUUAAUUGAAUUACCAUCAAUAACAUCGUCAAUAACAUUUUUAGAAGAUGUUUCAUUUUAUACGGCAGCAUUUUUAAUUAAACCUCCACCGUACCCAGAAUUACAAGUUUAUAUGAGUAAUAUAAUACCUUUUGGUCAACCUGUUGAUUCAAACUUUAACAAUGUCAAAUUGAUGAUAAAGACUGGUUUUCCAACGACCGAAGUGUUUAGUUCAAAAAGACCUGCAUGGAAACCAUUCCUACACAAGGGUAAACAACAAGUAGACUUUAUCAUUGUUGAAAAUGUUCAAGGUAUUCAAUAUGAUAAUCCAGAUAUACCAGAUGUUAUAAAGGUAUUUGGUAGUGUAUAUUGUAGAGCCGACUUGGAAGGUAUGCCAGAAGUAUCUGCUUAUUUUAAUUUUCCUUCAAAUAAUAAUAAUAAUAAUAAUAAUAAUGAACAAACAAUAUUACAACAACCAAAUCAACCUCUACCUCUACCUCAUCCUCUACCUUUUUCAUUUCCAACAAUAACACACAUGUCAAUUGAUCCAACUGUACAAACAACAUCAGAUGUAUUGGUAACAAACAAAAUUACAUUUACACCACCAUUGGAUAUAUUUAAAGUGUUGGGAUAUGGUGUGUCGGAUUGUAAGGUAUUUCCUCUAAGAGGAUUCUAUCAAAUGAAAGAGAUUGGUCCAAAUAUUGUAAAGGUUUUGGUUCAGCUGAAAUUGGCUGCCGAUAUGACCAACAGUUUUGAAUAUUGUCUAUUGAAAAUGCCAUUCAAGAAUAGAGGUAAUAUUCUCAAUAUUCAUGCAUCACCAACAAAUGGCACCGUUCACAUUGAACCAAACCUCAAAUCAUUGGUUUGGAAUAUUGGUCAAAAGUUUUCAGGUAGAAACCUAGAGGUUGCUCUACCAGCAGAAAUCACCUUUGUUCAAAUGCAACCUGGUCAACAACCAAUUGCCCCUACCCUCUCUGUCACUGGUUCAAGUGGUAACAACACAAUGACUGGUUUUCCAAGUCAAUCUUUUGCUUCAAUGACUGAAUCUAUUGAUGAAGAUGAUCGUGAUCCUUUUUGUCAAGGAACAAAUACUUUUGUUAGAUUAUUCUUUAAACUUCAACAUUGUACAUUAAGUGGAUUUGGUAUUGAUCCAAAAAGAGUAACUGUUUAUCCAACUUCAAAAUCAAAGGUCAACGUAGAUAGAGAGAUUAUUAGUUCAGAUUAUGUUAUUUGGAAUUCUUUAGGUUCUGCUAAACAUUCUUAUCAUCCUGAAAAUCAAAUUGAUAAUAAUGAAAAGUAA